AAUAAGCAAGGCAGUUGGUGAACACAAUGCAUCUCUGUGAAUAACCCUCUCAUGAAAACAAGCCCGAGAGUGCGCAGACAGACAGCUACAAAUGCUCCUACCAGCCUAAAAGCAAGUAAACCCUUUGACGGAAUGUCGAUCGAACCAACGCUGUGUCAAUUAACCAAGUCAUGUGACCGUUCAGAGAGGCAGAUCUGUAUUGCGGACUCGGAAUAAUAUCUAGCGAGGAUGUGUGAAUUUAUCUGAAUUAUUCCCCUGGACGCGAAGCUCUGAAACUCGGAGAACAUGGAUCCGGCGAAUGGGAAGAUGCGAAUUACGGAGUUAAACCCCCAUUUGCUUUGUGCCCUGUGUGGAGGAUACUUAGUGGACGCUACAACUAUCGUGGAGUGUUUACAUUCGUUCUGCAAGACGUGUAUAGUCCGGUACCUGGAAACCAGCAACUAUUGCCCCAUCUGUGAAGUCCUCAUCCACAAGACUCGACCAUGGCAGAAUAUAAGAUAUGAUGAAACGCUACAGAAUAUAGUAUAUAAAAUGGUGCCAGGACUGUUUAAAAAUGAAAUGAAAAGGCGGCGAGAGUUCUACGAACAAACCCCGUGCUAUGAAGCCCGGAAACGCGAAGGGAAAGAACUGGAUUUCAAAACCACAGACCGAGUGAUUCAUUCUCCUGACGAACAAAUCAGCUUGUCACUCGAACACUGCAGCCAUCUGUUUGUUUCUAGUGGGAAGCCAUCCGUUCACAUCAAGGAAGAAGAUGAACCACAAAAGUUGUUUGACCGCCGGUAUCUCAUGUGUCCUGCCGCUGUCACCGUAUCACAUCUAAAGAAAUUCAUCCGCAUGAAGUAUUCCCUUUCUGAGAUGAUUCAGAUUGACCUAAUUCACACCGACUCCCCUCUUCGUGACACGUGGUCUCUCAUGGAUGUGGCCUACAUCUACUCAUGGCGGAGGCAAGGAAUCCUGAAACUGUUUUACUCUUUCUACAAGUUUCUUCCCAAAAAGCGGAAAUUACCGGAACUGAGCGAAGGUUCCCGACCUACCGAUGAGCCAGAAGUCCCUGCUAAGAAACACAAAGAUUCACCAGACUGCCAAUCGUCGACAAAGCCAAAUAAUGUUGAUGUUCCUUCAAAACCAAAUAAACCCGACACAUUUCAAAACGGAGAGACCGAAAAACCGACGGAAACAACCGAGCCGGUCUCCGGUUGUCUGAAAACGGAUGAAACGUGUCACUCGUCUGCAUGCUCAAAGACUGAUGACGACACUGCCGAAGCGGAAAAGGAAAUAGAUGUCAUAAACUCAAACGAGGCUGAGAAAACGGCUUCCUGUUCCGAAUGGCGCGAGGCUGCUGCGCACGAAGCAGGUGUUUGUGAAAAGGAGGCUGAUUCCGCCAUUGAUUAUUCAGUCUCCGAAGGGGAUACCCCCGAGAAAGACGAUAAAGACUUCUCUCCUGUCCAAACACCCACGGAAAAUAAUGGAUUCGCCCGGUCGAGUCAGUGUAGCGACUCUCCAACGGAGUACGAGAGUUCACCGGGAACCGAGAGCAGACGACCGAGCGAAUCGGAUCACGUGACGCCCAUCAAAUGGCACGGACCGAAUGAUUUGAUAAUGAAUGGGCACUUCAAGGUUCCGAGUGAUCAUUUUCCUGGCGAUAUGAAAUCAGAUACCUACGUGAUGCCGCUGGAUUACUCUCAACCCUCCUAAUUUGUUUCCAAGGAGAUGCUGUUACCGAAUUCAGAAAGUUGUGACACCCAUUGGAUAUAUCGCAGCUAUAUGGAAUCUAUAUCAUGGAAAUAUACAUAGUGUGCUGUCAAUAUUUCAAAAUGACGUCCAGUGUUCAUGUAUAGCAUUCAUAUGACGUCAUAGAGUUCAUUAAGGAUGACGUCACGUUUCAUUGAAUGACGUCACGACGUGUGACUCAAGACGAGUGUGUUCUGUUGGGAUUAUUUCAUCCUGGCAUUUGUUCAUAUUGGAGGUAUUCGUUUCCCAUGCCAUACAUGUUCUGGAGAUGUGAUGUUGAUUUCAUGUCAAUUUCAUUUUUCAACCAGCCCCAAACCCCUCAACCCUUCAGCCCGGAGUUCAUUUCAAUACCAUAAUUCAUGGAAUACAAAACUGAAAAAACAACUGACCUAUGUAUGAACUCUUUCUCCCAAUUAAAUGAGUGAUACACAGUGUUCAAAUAUUCAUAAAAUGUGACGUCAUGUAUUGUUUGUAAUUGUGACGUUCAUCUUGAUGACAUCACAGUUUGACGUCAUCCUACUGUUUCAUCGUCACGGAUACCUAUAUAUUUGGAUAUAUACCCCUGUCUUGUUCAAUUGGUGGAUAAUGCUGUGUUUAUUUGGAUUUACCUGUUCUUGCGUCAUCGGAUUUACUCCUCACUGGAUUAACAUGACGUCAUAUUGACUGUGACGUCAUACAGACUACUUGGUUUCUAUGGGAACCGUUACUAUUAGUAUUUUGUGCAUUAUAGGGCAUGAAAACACUAAAGAUUUUGGGUUCUGUGACCCACAGGGCACAUUCGCAUAAACACUCAUCGGUAACUUAAAAAUAUAUGUCCAAAUACAAGGGUUUGCAAAUCAUGAAUAGAAUUCCAUAACGUCAUCACGUCGAUAUAUGGCUGAAUCAACGACGUUAAACACCGUACUCUCCCGCCAUAUGGGCCACUUCAGUACACUCUGGGUUCGAAUCCAGACCCAUCCCGACUAUGUUUGACAGCACCAUAGAAGUGCUCGUUGGUUUCUCAAUGAGAUAAAUGUCUAACUUCGGGUUUUCCUCCCAGCUAGGAACGGUGGGGUAGCCUGGUGGUUAAAGCGUUCGCUCGUCACGCCGAAGACGGGGGUUCGAUUCCCCAAGUGGGUACAAUGUGUGAAGCCCAUUUCUGGUGUCCCCGCCCUGAUAUUGCUGGAAUAUUGCUAAAAGUGGCAUAAAACAAAACUCACUCACUCCCAACUUCACUAACUGUGAUAGUGCAUGGACACUGUUAAACUCAACUCUGUCAUCCCGAGCGCUCAUCUACAGAUACAAAAUGAUUUAAAAGUAAACAAAAUUAGAAAAAAAAAAUCGAGUUUUUAAAACACGUUAAUUUAAACUCUGGAGCAGGUUAGUGUACACAUGGCUGCCAGAUGGGGAUGGCUAAUACAAUAUUUUUCUAACAUAUAA
This is a messenger RNA of Haliotis rubra (blacklip abalone), 3150 nucleotides long. Its product is annotated as polycomb complex protein BMI-1-A-like. Gene Ontology annotation, biological process: negative regulation of transcription by RNA polymerase II. The coding region runs from base 286 to 1695 and encodes 469 amino acids. Gene Ontology annotation, molecular function: promoter-specific chromatin binding. NCBI's taxonomy places the organism in Eukaryota, Metazoa, Mollusca, Gastropoda, Lepetellida, Haliotidae. The record is from RefSeq and is a predicted model, not a curated record. Gene Ontology annotation, cellular component: PRC1 complex. The transcript has 10 exons.